UGGUGAAGUAUUUGGUGGUUGUCCAAUAAUUAACCAGCUGACGGAUAAGGCAGGAAAUGUGGAGAGAUAUAGGGAGUAAGGAGGAAACAAAAACGACACACAUAGUAGAGAGAAGUACAAUCAGCAAAGAAAGAGGACGUUGACUCAGCAGAAGCACUAAGAAGAGAAAAAGAGGAAGAGGAAAGCUCUGACACUCCAUGUGUGUCAGUGAAUGCUUCAUUUGUGUCUCUCCUGCUUUCAUGUACUCCACAGACGACUCUCAGGUGGCCCGGACCAUUGAGCUGAAUGAUGGCACUCGAAUGCCAGUUUUGGGUUUGGGGACAUGGAAGUCCCACCAUCUUCCCCGCUCUUCAGUUCAAGGUGCAGUUGAAGCCGCCAUUGCUGCCGGGUACCGCCACAUAGACACGGCUUACGCCUAUGGCAACGAGAUUGAAAUUGGCAAGGCUCUGUGUGCCAAGAUACAGCAGGGCAUCAUCAAACGAGAGGACAUGUUCAUCGUAAGUAAGCUGUGGCAUACUCAUUUUGCCCCAGAGGACAUCCCAUUAUGCUUAAACAAGUCUCUGAAAGACCUCCAGCUGGACUACCUGGACCUUUACCUCAUACAUUUCCCUGUCGGCUUUAAGAAAGUGGGCGAUGAGCUUUUCCCUAAGAAGGACGGACAAAUUCUGACCUCUGAUGUCGACUAUGUAGAUGUCUGGAGGGGGAUGGAAGCCCUGCAGGCCUCUGGGAAAGUGAAAAGUAUUGGUGUGUCCAACUUCAGCAUCCUGCAGCUGGAGAGACUUCUUGCCCUGUGCAGGGUGCCUCCUGCUGUCAACCAGGUGGAGCUCCACCCUUACCUGGUGCAGACAGAAAUGAUAGAGUUCUGUAAAUCCAGGAACAUUGCCUUGACUGCCUUCAGCCCCUUUGGCUCACCUGCGAGACCCCCAGAAGAAAUCAUAGGAGACGCUGAUCCACAUAAGCUCUUGGAGGAUCCUGUCAUAGCAGAAAUAGGCAAAAAGCACAGACGUAGCCCGGCUCAGGUGUUGUUGAGGUACCACGUGCAGCAAGGUAUUUCAGUCAUCCCAAAGAGUGAUCGGCCUCAUCACAUCCUUCAGAACACAAAGAUUUUUGAUUUCCAUCUGACUGAAGAGGACAUGGCAGCGCUGAGAGGACUGGACCGAGGGUGGAGGUCUGGCAUAAUGGAAGAAAUCAAGUCUCAUCCAUACUAUCCCUUUGAAUGAAGCAUCCUUGACUUGAUCAUCUCAUCAACAAUAACAAUCAUCAGUAUUAAGGCCAGCUUCUGAGGUCUGCCCACAGUAUCCCACAUUCUACUUGAUCAGUGAUGUGUUUACCUUCAGUAAAGGAGGGGUGAUUGGAACAGUCCCAGUUUCCAAUGGGAUCGUAAUAAAUGUGACUAAUGAAAAAAGAUGUGAAGUUCUUAAAAUGUGCACUUUUUCCUACAAUGGAUAAAUCAACGUGUCUAAAUAACAGUUCUAUUUUAUUAUGCCACACUUUCUGUACAAUUAUUAAUGAACAUGAGACUGAUACAUGAUGAAAAUAAACUAUCAAUGAGUUAAGAUAGCAAGAGUAGGAAGUAACUAAUCACAUUUUUACAAAUAACUUCACUCAUGCUAACAUAAUUCAGUUUAUUUUUUGUGCAUAUACUUUUUUGAGCAGUGUUUACAUUAGUAGUUUUACUAUUAUGAGAGUAAAUUUGGGAAAGAACUUCACUUUAUUUCACAAAGCAUCUGUCACUGUACUGGUGGGCUCAGAGGGGGUGCCCUGAUGUACAAAAAAGUGCUCUUUGGAUCAUUUUGGUACUUAAAACUUUGUCAAGUGCCCUCUAGUGUGCCCUCUCAGUGGACAAAAUAUGAUAAAGUGCCAUUUUGGGUCUACUUCUAGUGGACAAAACUUGGUUGACUGUCCUUAGUGUGCCCUGUUACUGGAAAUUAAGUGACACAGCGCCCUCUAAGAGUGUCCUUCAAGUGGACAAAAUGCUGUAAAUUCCCUUCCAGGGUGCCCUACCAUUGAGGUUUAAGUGACAAAGUGCCCUAUUAGGUGCUCUUCGAAUAGGUCACAUCUGAUAAACUGUCCUCUAGGGCAGUGGUUCCCAACCUUUUUUCCUCUACAGUCCUCCUAUUUAUAUUCAAGAACUGAGCUUCCACAGGACCCACACCAAUGAAAACAGUUACAUUUAUGUCAAAAUCAACAUCAGUUUUAUUUGCUUUAAGGGGAAUUGCUAAAAUCGGUCUAAUUAGUUUCUCAUCAAACAGUCUUCGCAUCAACUUUCUGUGACCUCAGCAGUCAGCCAAAAAAAAAUGUUAGGAAAAAGUAGAGUCUCCCCAUAGAAGAAUAUCAGGCAGUAAACAAGUAAACUGGAAGUAUCAGUCUUCAUUUUUCAUUUGUCAUCACAUUUGUUUGAGUAGAUGUUGUCAGUCCACCAAAAUAGUGCUUUCCUUAUAUCUGUCCUCCGUCUAUGAUCUGCCACAACAAAACAUAGUUUUGCCAACUUUAUACCAUCAUUUGUUUAAAUGAUAAUGUGAAUAUUGUGAUAUUUUGGUAUAAACGUACAGUACUGUGCAGAGGUUUUAGGCAUGUUUGGGCCAAAAUCUGAGGCUGAAGUAAGGCGUGCAAUGGCGAGUACUCUCACCUGAGGGCCCCAU
Messenger RNA from Cheilinus undulatus (humphead wrasse), 2642 nucleotides. RefSeq lists its product as uncharacterized. The transcript has 10 exons. Bases 198 to 1220 code for a protein of 340 amino acids. NCBI's taxonomy places the organism in Eukaryota, Metazoa, Chordata, Actinopteri, Labriformes, Labridae. The record is from RefSeq and is a predicted model, not a curated record. Gene Ontology annotation, cellular component: cytosol. Gene Ontology annotation, molecular function: aldose reductase (NADPH) activity.